AUGAAACGACUUGUCAAUUUCCAAGAAAAGGACGAAGCAACAGCCGAGGAUUGGAAGUUCAGUGACAGCAUCGAUCCUAGUACAACCAUUCGAUCCAACAAACGACAAAAGGGCAAUGGCAAUAAGGACAACAAGAUCGAUCGGGCUAGCAUAAAAGCCAAACGAAGCGAGAUGCUUAACUUUCGGAAACAACUGCCCAUUUACUCUGGACGUGAUGCCAUUAUUCAGACUAUCCGUGAUAACUCGACCGUUAUUGUUAUGGGUGAAACUGGCAGUGGCAAAACGACUCAAAUACCUCAAUUCAUCCGUGAAGCUGGUAUGAUCUCGACCAAAGCAGGCGGCAUUGCCAUUACACAACCAAGACGUGUUGCUGCUGUCAACUUGGCCAAACGUGUUGCAGAGGAAACAGUGACCCAAUUAGGUGGGCAGGUUGGCUACACGGUUCGUUUUGAUGACACAUCGAGUCCUCAAACGAUCAUCAAGUAUUUGACUGAUGGUAUGCUGCUACGUGAGAUCCUUUCCGAUGAACUCCUCUUCCGCUACAAGUUUAUCGUCCUUGAUGAAGCACACGAACGUACAUUGCGUACGGAUAUGUUGUUCGGCAUGAUCAAAAAGAUCCAGCGGAUACGUCAUGAAAAAGCACAGGCGGGUGAAGAUGUCGAGGAACUCAAGAUUGUUAUCAUGAGCGCUACAUUGGAUGCUGAAAAGUUUAGCGAAUUCUUUAAUGGUGCCAAGAUUCUCUAUGUGUCAGGGCGCCUUCAUCCUGUCGAUACGCUUUUCACUCAAGAACCACAGGCAGAUUAUCUCGAUGCUACGCUUGUCACCAUUUUCCAAAUACACACAAAAAGUCCUCCUGGUGAUAUCUUGGUCUUUUUACCAGGUCAAGAUGCUAUUGAAUCAUUAUCCAGUCUUGUCAAUGAAUAUUCAUCACAACUGAGGCCACGGCAACAAAAGCUCAUGUCAUGUCCACUCUUUGCCGCACUACCACCAUCCCAACAACAAAAAGUAUUCGAUCCUGCACCAGCCAACACUCGCAAAGUUAUCCUUGCAACCAACAUUGCUGAAACCAGUAUUACUAUACCCGGCAUUAAAUACGUGAUCGAUUGUGGAUUGGCAAAGAUGCGAGGAUUCAACCCUAAAAUUGGCGUCGAGUCACUAUUACUUCAUCCUAUAUCAAAGAGCUCAGCAUGGCAACGUACUGGACGUGCUGGAAGAGAGAGAGCUGGUAUUUGUUACCGCUUAUAUACUGAAGAUACUUUCCGAGAACUUGAGGAUGAUACUGUACCUGAAAUUCGACGAUGCAAUCUUGCAGCUGCGGUGUUAUCUUUGAAAGCAUCGGGUAUCGAGAAUGUAUUGGAUUUUGAUUACAUGGAUCGACCAUCACGUGCUUCAUUGGUACGUGCACUGGAAGAGCUAUAUGCAUUGGGUGCCAUCUCGGAUGCCGGCACGCUUUCCGAUCUAGGCCGUAAGAUGUCUGAAUUCCCGUUGGAUCCAACGUUUUCCAAAGUGAUCAUCAAAUCAGCAGAAUACAAGUGCUCCAUGGAAGUUAUUGCUAUCAUUUCGCUGUUGUCAGUCGAUGCGAUCUUUUUCACCCCGUCUGAUAAGCGUGAACAAGCGACCGAGGCACGACGCAAGUUCUUACACAUGGAUGGUGAUCACUUGACAUUGUUGAAUGUGUUGAAAGGUUAUUGGGAAGUCAAGGGUGACCCUGAAUGGUGCCGAGAGAAUUUCAUCAAUAUCCGCAAUAUGAAGAUCGCACUUGAUGUAAGGAAUCAGCUUAUCCAAUUUUGCGAACGCCUUGGCAUUUCACCAACUACUUCAUGCGGCACGGAUACGGACCAAGUAUUGAAGUGCUUCCUUACCGGCUUUUUCCAAAAUACGGCAUUGCUUCAACCGGAUGGAUCCUAUAAAAGUGUUGCUGGCAACCAACUCGUCAAAAUUCAUCCUGGGUCAGCCAUGUUCACCAAGCGAGUGGAAGGCAUUAUGUAUAACGAAUUGGUCUUUACGACGAAGCAUUACGUACGUGGUGUCUCUGCCAUUCAAUCCUCUUGGUUACCACAAGCAGCACCAAAGUAUUUCAACAAUGUCACCAACAAGUAA
Molecule: messenger RNA, 2100 nt
Organism: Lichtheimia ornata
Lineage: Eukaryota; Fungi; Mucoromycota; Mucoromycetes; Mucorales; Lichtheimiaceae
Exons: 9
Coding region: 1-2100 (699 amino acids)
Cellular component (GO): intracellular anatomical structure; catalytic step 2 spliceosome
Molecular function (GO): RNA binding; ATP binding
Source: RefSeq, a predicted model, not a curated record